Molecule: messenger RNA, 1891 nt
Organism: Boeremia exigua
Lineage: Eukaryota; Fungi; Ascomycota; Dothideomycetes; Pleosporales; Didymellaceae
Product: transmembrane amino acid transporter protein-domain-containing protein
Exons: 3
Coding region: 110-1534 (474 amino acids)
Biological process (GO): amino acid transmembrane transport
Cellular component (GO): vacuolar membrane
Molecular function (GO): amino acid transmembrane transporter activity
Source: RefSeq, a predicted model, not a curated record
CCCUCUUUGGCGAGCAAGCGCGGGCAGCUGCUUCUUUUGUUCUCAUACUCCUCUCACUAUUGUUGUGGUUGUCUAGCGUCUUAGACACGUUAUUCAUCCUGCGUCGACCAUGACCGACUAUAAAGACCCGUAUACCGACCCGGAAAAGAGCAACUAUGACGACAACGGUAUCCUUCCGACUACGUCUGUUCAGCAUGGCACACACCGACGUGUCUCUAUCACAGAUGCUGUAUUUGGAGAAAUCAGCGAAGACGGCCCUAACUACCGCGCCGUCGGUUGGAAAGGUACAGCUGUGCUCAUGCUGAAAACACAAAUUGGACUUGGUGUUCUUUCUAUUCCAGCGGUCUUCCACAGCCUUGGGUUGAUUCCUGGUGUGAUCAUCAUCCUAAUCAUCGCGGUCAUGACCAGCUGGUCGAAUUACAUCGUCGGUGUGUUUAAAUUGGCACAUCCUGAUGUCUACGGUAUCGACGACGUCGGUCGGAAGCUUUUUGGUCGCAUUGGUUACGAAAUCUUCGGCGUAACCUUUGCGUUGUACUGGAUUUUCGUUGCUGGAUCUGGAAUGUUGGGCAUAUCCACUGCGCUGAACGCUCUCUCAUCUCACGGCGCUUGCACUGCUAUCUUCGUCGCUGUCGCCGCCAUCGCUGGUUUCGGUUUGGGUAGCAUCCAGACACUUGGCAAAAUAUCAUGGCUCGCGUGGAUCGGGGUGGUAAGCAUCCUUAGCUCAAUCUUGAUCCUGACGGUGGCUGUUGGAUUACAAGAUCGUCCCGCAGACGCACCCGUCACUGCCGGUCCUUGGAAAUCUGAUUACGAGUUGUUUGGCUCUCCCACGGCUGCGGAUGCAUUCGCCUCGAUCUCUUCCAUCGUCUUCGCAUACGCAGGAACUCCAGCAUUUUUCAAUAUCGUUUCAGAGAUGCGCGAGCCGCGCCAUUACACCAGAGCCCUGAUCAUCUGCCAGAGCACAAUGACAGCAGUCUACAUAGCUAUUGGUUGUGUAGUCUACUACUUCUGCGGUUCUUUCGUAUCCUCUCCAGCUCUAGGUUCUGCGGGCCAUACGAUGAAGAAGAUCUGCUAUGGUAUUGCUCUUCCCGGCUUACUCGUCAGCACAACAUUGUUCGUGCAUUUUGCGGCCAAAUACUUCUUCAUGCGUAUCCUACGGGGAUCUCAGCAUUUGACACGAAACACUCCAACUCACUGGAUGACCUGGAUUGGUUGCACUGCUGGUAACGCUAUUGUCGCGUAUAUCAUCGCUAGUGCCAUCCCCGUUUUCGGCGGACUCGUGUCUCUUGUUGGUGCUCUCCUUGGCACUGUCAUGUGCAUCCAACCCAUGGGUUGCAUGUGGCUCUAUGAUCAUUGGCGUGAUGCCAGAACAGGCAAGUGGAUGUUCAUGGUGGGCUGGUGCGCGUUUAUGAUCAUCGGUGGUUGGUUUUUGACCAUAGCCGGUACAUACGGAUCUGUUGUUGGCAUUAUCAAUAGCUACAAUGCUUCUGGUGGAUCUUCCGCCUGGUCUUGUGCUGACAACUCGAAUUCAUCAUAAGAUUGAUGGGCGAUGAAGAAAAUGACGCAUCUAUCUUUAGCAUGUACAUGUCAUUCGUUAUUUCGCUAGGGGAGGUUGAAGAACAACAAUACUGAUGGAUCUGAGCACACGCAUUAUACCGCUACUGCCACUCGAAGGGAAGAGCAGAAACCGUAUACAAGUCAACCUAGAUCACAAUAUCAAAAUUCCCCGCCCAAGCUUGAUGACGCAUCCACGCCCAAGGUUGGAUGUGUGGGUUACGAUCGUUUUUUAAGUCUAUUGUGCUACCUGAGGACCAACAUAAGAGACUCAAUGUGCAUAGAUUGAGAACAUAUUACCUUAUUUUGACAUGGCCUACAGAAAUCGUGAUUUGACGAC